Molecule: messenger RNA, 1580 nt
Organism: Pungitius pungitius (ninespine stickleback)
Lineage: Eukaryota; Metazoa; Chordata; Actinopteri; Perciformes; Gasterosteidae
Gene: fgf20b
Product: fibroblast growth factor 20b
Exons: 3
Coding region: 129-767 (212 amino acids)
Biological process (GO): regulation of cell migration; positive regulation of gene expression; fibroblast growth factor receptor signaling pathway
Cellular component (GO): cytoplasm
Molecular function (GO): fibroblast growth factor receptor binding; growth factor activity
Source: RefSeq, a predicted model, not a curated record
UGUCCUUCUGCGACGGGUACGCGCGCCAAGUAAGGUGGGAGUCAGCAUGCAAUAAGGCAGCCAGGUAGUCCACUACGCAAGAGCUCUCCCUCCGGACCUCCUCGCUCAACUUUGUCCGCUUUGACGCGAUGGCUGCUGCUGCUGCUGCACUGGGAGAAGUUGGUGGGAUCUUGCACGGCAUCGAUGGUGUCGCGCAGGUUGGCUCCCAUUUCCUCCUGAGCCCACUUAGGGACCGUCCGACGCUUCUCGGGGAGCACUUCAUACCUGGGGACAGACUCUCCCGGAGCACCGCCGCGGAUUUAACCCACCUCAAAGGGAUCCUCAGGAGGAGACAGUUGUACUGCAGGACUGGGUUUCAUCUGGAAAUACUUUCGGAUGGCACAGUGCAGGGGACGAGGAAGGACCACAGUCGUUCUGGUAUUUUGGAAUUCAUAAGCCUUGCUGUAGGGUUGAUAAGCAUUAGAGGUGUGGACAGUGGACUCUAUCUGGGGAUGAACGACAAAGGGGAGCUGUAUGGCUCUGAGAAACUCUCAGCUGAGUGUGUUUUCAAGGAGCAGUUUGAGGAGAACUGGUACAACACAUACUCCUCAAACCUCUACAAACACGGAGACAAAGGGACACGUUAUUUCGUGGCGUUAAACAAAGACGGGACACCAAGGGACGGGACUAAAUCCAGGCGGCACCAGAAAUUUACACACUUCUUGCCCAGGCCUGUGGACCCUGACCGUGUGCCAGAGCUGUACAGGGAUAUCCUGGGUCACAGCUGAGACCCGGAGACCCGGUCCAGUUCAGGAAUAGCUGCUUUAGGCCCUCGCAGGCAGGGAGCAGAGAAGAGACGAGGGACGCAUGCAGGAACGUGGCCCGUGCAGGCUGACAGCGUGCCCGACCUGCAGGGAUGAAGGCACCGGGGCCUCUUGCAGGAAUGCACGGCCAUCUCUCAGCAGCCAGGCAGACGGGCUAGAAUGUCUGCACGCUCGGCAUGAGGGGCUGGUUCUGUCAGACGACCCUAUAAAGUACCUGCGUGGAAUAGGAGAGGAAUGGGAAACGCAGCUGAGCCAUCGGGAAGCAUCUCCUCUGGUCAGAUGGGGAUAUUGGCUGUCCAUGGAAUUCUUUACAACAGUACUUUGAAUUUGGGUGUUGUGUCCAAAAGCUGCAGUUUGUUCAGAAGGACUUUGAAGGAAUUCAGUUGUUGGGAUUUUCUUACCUGUGUCCAGACCUGUUUGAAAAGAUGUUACAAUUUAUUUAUUCAUUUUAAAUACAUAUAUUUAUGUUUUAUAUUUAUUUAUUGAGAAUAUAUUUUUACAGUUAAAUACAUCCAUUAUAUAGAAAAAACACUAGAAAAUGUAUCGAUUAUAUAAAGACUGAGACACUGUACUAUUAUGUCUCUUGCUUUUAAAAAACGGUCAGCUAGAGAUCAACAAAAAUCAAAUAUACUGGAGAAAGAUCUGAAAGAAAUGCAUUUUAUCAAAAUAUGGCAACUGUGAAUUAAUAUCUAAAUAGUUUUUGUUAUAAUGGCCAAUUAGUUGGCACCAAACUACUGUCACUUGUGUUACAGGAAGAAUCUGAAGUCAACAAACUGA